UAGUCCACUAACUCCUCCUCCUACAACCCCCCUCCACACACACACACACACACACACACACACACACACACACAACGCCUCAGUCCUGCUCCCAUCACCAUCCACAUUAUCAUCCACCCAGCACCUUCAUCAUGUCAGUCGCGCCCUUCCUCCUAGCCCGCCCCAUCUACUCUGUCAACAACGUGAUUACUGUGUCCUUCCUGACUAGAAACUCCAGUAUUUUGAAGAGUAUUGUAGAGAUCGUUAUGCCAGUCACUAUAUUUCUUGAUAACUACGUGGAACAGGUGUACUAUAUGAAGAAGGGAGACAGCAUCCCCAGCAGCAGGAGCCUGGGGAAAGAGCAGUUUGGGGCGUAUGGUAUGAUCGCGGGUCGCCUCGCCAGCCAGUUCGGGGUGGACGGGCAGGCGUGUGUGCAGCGGUUCAUGUGCGAGAUGCAGCAGCGACCGAUAGACAAGCGGACCAUGGUGGGAAAGCUACUCACUCUGCUGCUCACGCCCAGCAUCAAGAACAAGGGAGAGGCUGAUCUACUGACGGACUACUUAACGGCGCGGAAGCUGGGUAAGAGCGGGGCGUAUUGCGAUCAUCACUACUCCGCCUGUCCAAUCAGCGUGUUCCAUUUCUUCGAUAGCGUACGGAACAUCACUGCUGAUUGGUUCUGAUAGGAGGGGAGUAGCGGGUUUCUGUUUCUCCCUCCCGCUCAUUGGAGAUUUAUUUAUAGUACUCAUUUAUUUUAUUUAUUUAUUGUUUAUAUUUUGAUGUUUUUUUUUCUCUUCGUUUCUCUCGGACCUUUUUUUAUCCCUUAUUUUUUUUUUUAUCAAGUUAUUUCUUUCCGCUAGAAACCUUUUUUCUUCUUUUGAGGCUGGUAAGGUUACGUCACAUUUUCUUUCUUUAUAAUAAAAGCUAUUACCUUUUCUCCUCUACGUUAGGACAUGCAGGAUUCUCUCUCUCUCCUUAGAAUCUAGUCUUUGCUGCUUAGGUUAGGGAAGAUUCUCUCUCUCUCUCUCUCUCUCUCUCUCUCCUUAUAAACUUGUUAUUUUUGCUCGGUUACAAACUCUUCUGCAUCUUGGUUAGGUUAGGUCAAAGUAACGCAAUUUUUUCCUCACCAUUUCUAGUUUAAAGUUAAGUCAUUAUCUCAUCCCCCCCUUGGCAAUUUUGUAACUUAUACUGUGUUAAGAUUGUCUAACCUUUCCCUUUUAACCUCAAAGUACACUGGUCAGUCUUAUGUAAGGUUAUGUACGGUUAACCUGAACCAAAAACUUGCUGUCAUGUUGGUUGUGUCUAACUCAUUGUUCCCGUGAGUAUGCAAGUGUUAGGUUACGGUUGGCGCAGUUCAGUAGCUCGUGUGUCUUGUAUGUGGUGCUGAAUGUGAUGUCUUAAGCUAACAUUGACAUUAAAGACAGUAGGAAUGUUCAA
This is a messenger RNA of Scylla paramamosain (green mud crab), 1413 nucleotides long. RefSeq lists its product as uncharacterized. The coding region runs from base 132 to 659 and encodes 175 amino acids. NCBI's taxonomy places the organism in Eukaryota, Metazoa, Arthropoda, Malacostraca, Decapoda, Portunidae. The record is from RefSeq and is a predicted model, not a curated record. The transcript has 4 exons.